This is a messenger RNA of Fopius arisanus, 574 nucleotides long. RefSeq names its product probable salivary secreted peptide. The transcript has a single exon. Lineage: Eukaryota; Metazoa; Arthropoda; Insecta; Hymenoptera; Braconidae. The record is from RefSeq and is a predicted model, not a curated record. The coding region runs from base 80 to 481 and encodes 133 amino acids.
CCCACUGUAUCCUAUCAGUCACAGUUCAGAUUGCGGAUUGACCGUAGCACAAUUAGUAACAAAGAUUCAGUCAUCAAAAAUGUAUUCGAAGUGUGCCUUCCUCUGGGCUCUCGUAGUUGCAAUUGCCAUUACGACAUACUCACCCUCGCACGCGUACCGUUACAAUUACGCCACAAAUAGUACCAAUAAAAGUCAUAACUUGAUCGUUGGUAGCAGACUUCCAGGUGAUCGCAUAACUUACCAGGAGAAUAUCGUGAAGUCAUCGAAGCUGUGGCAGAUUACAACAGUGGAGAAGACGUUUUAUGCAGCUAAAAACGAAAGAAUCACUCAGGUCUAUGCCCUAGAUCAGAAAACCAAUGGAAAUGGAGCCUACGCUCGUAUCACCAAGGGUGGACCUGGUUUGAACAACGUCACCAUCAAAUUCAAGAGCCAGAGGAAUCACGGUAUCAACUUCCUCGUCCAAAUCUACUCCAGGCCCUGAAGUGUAAGCUAUCGGUGACAGCUGGAUAACAAAAUGUCAAAUUUUUUCUUCGGUUUCCAAAAAUUUCAAUAAAUUCCAUGUGGCAAUCAAUUA